Neopelma chrysocephalum (saffron-crested tyrant-manakin) is the source of this 729-nucleotide messenger RNA. RefSeq names its product keratin, type I cytoskeletal 10-like. The record is from RefSeq and is a predicted model, not a curated record. The transcript is spliced from 3 exons. NCBI's taxonomy places the organism in Eukaryota, Metazoa, Chordata, Aves, Passeriformes, Pipridae. The annotation marks the transcript as partial. Gene Ontology annotation, molecular function: structural molecule activity.
AUGAGUUGCAACAUUAAGGAGACUAUUACUGUGUCUAGCAAAGGCAGGAGCAGUGGUGGCAGCUGUAUCAUUGGUGGUGGUGGUGGAGCACGGAUUUCUUCCUAUGGGAUAGGCAGUGCCAGAGGUUUCUCUGGAAGGAGCUACUGCGGUGGAGUGAAUUAUGGAGGGGGACUGAGCGUUGGUAGCUUGGCUGGUGGGAGCUAUGGAGGUGGCAACUGCUAUGGCAAUGGCCUGGGCUUUGGCCUCGGAGGAGGGGUGGUUGUUGGGGGUCUCGGUGGCGACUGUUUGCUGUCGUCCUGCGAUGAGAAGGUCACCAUGCAAAACCUCAAUGACCGCCUGGCCUCCUACCUGGACAAGGUGAAGUGCCUGGAGAAGGAGAAUGCCGAGCUGGAGUGCAGGAUCAGAGAGUGGUACGCGACACAGGGCCUGUCCUGCGAGCCCCGGGACUACAGCUGCUACUACAAAGAGAUCGAGGACCUUCAGAACCAGAUUGUCUGUGCAACCAUUGAUAACAACAAGAUCAUCCUGGACAUCGAUAACAGCAGGAUGGCUGCCGAUGACUUCCGUGUGAAGUACGAGACGGAGCUGGCCCUGCGCCAGAGCGUGGAGGCCGAUAUCAACGGGCUGCGCCAGGUCCUGGACCAGCUGACGCUCUGCAGGUCCGACCUGGAGGCGCAGCUGGAGUCGCUGCGGGAGGAGCUCUGCUGCCUGAAGAAGAACCACGAGGAG